This is a messenger RNA of Setaria italica (foxtail millet), 2458 nucleotides long. Its product is annotated as basic 7S globulin 2. The transcript is spliced from 4 exons. NCBI's taxonomy places the organism in Eukaryota, Viridiplantae, Streptophyta, Magnoliopsida, Poales, Poaceae. Gene Ontology annotation, molecular function: aspartic-type endopeptidase activity. The record is from RefSeq and is a predicted model, not a curated record. Gene Ontology annotation, biological process: proteolysis. The coding region runs from base 1093 to 2334 and encodes 413 amino acids.
GAGGAAUAGGGGGAGCAGGUGCAAGCGGGUGCUCCAAUAGCACCACGAGCCUCGGAUCUCCGGCGAUUCCAUGUCGCCGGCGGGCUGCGGCGGCGGCGGCGACGGUAGCCGGAAAUCCGAUUUGGACUGGGGGUGUUUCCGCAAAUAUUUGGAUCGCGAUUAUUGAUCGCGAUCCAAACUAGGGGUUUAUUUGAAAAUAUCAUUUUGUGAUCGUGAUCCAAACCAGGGUGUUCUGUGAAAAUAUUUGGAUCGCAUUUUAGGGGUUUUUCUGCAAACGGUUGUAGCUCGCUGGUUCUCUUCCUUUCGCCGGCGACCGACGCCUGACGUCGAUGGCGAGCCCGCCAGGGCUGUUCCUCCGUUGUCCCCCCUAUUCCGCACCCCUCGGAGAUCCUUCACCAGCUCUGCGGGAGGACGCCAGCGACGCGACACGCGGAGGGCAUCGACGGGAGGCUGCGCUACAAGGACGGACGCCGCCACCGCAGACAUCACCUUUGAAAAUCUUCAGGCAUGUAGCGCUGCAGACGAGGAGGAUGUGAAGCAUUAUUGGAGUUACAGGACGAAGACAGUGGGCUGCAGCUUGAAGCAUUUACUGUUGCGGAUAAGGAGGCUGUGCAGGUGCCGGAUUCUGAAUCUGACGUUGGCCACGUCCGAGAGAUGUCUGCAGCUGCUGGUGGCUCUGACUCAUGGGAGCUGAGAAUGCAAUCACCGACACCGACUAAUCCUGCACACAUGGGAGGCUACUAACACUGCAGUCGCAUGAUGCGAUUCAAGCAAGACUUGUGGCGCUAAAUUCUGUUCAAACUUACACACACGGUUGUCUUGAACGGAGUGGAGAAACGAAGCCUCUCGACGAGUCCCCAGACGGGAAUCGCCGCGCUCACCAGAUACUCCGCCGUUCGGUUCGGGCAUCGCCAUCUAGCAAAUAAUGCUAUAUGGUUGACCAAUUGCGAAAACUGGCGAUAACAGCGUGUCAAGCAUUCCAAGACACUAUCCGGCCACCCAUCAGAUCUGAAGCAGUGCACUGCAAAUAUUUAAGCACUGACGCCCGGCGCAGCAUUCCAUCACACACAGCGCCAAACCAGCCAGUCCAAGAUGGCGCAACUCAAGCCGGCUGUGCUGCUCGCCGUCUCGCUCUGCUGCCUCUCGGCGCUGCUGCCGUGGUGCGCGGCGGCAAGCUACGGCGGCAAGCCCCUGGUGACGGCCAUCACCAAGGACGCGGCCACCAAGCUCUACACGGCCCCGCUCAAGGACGGCCGGCCGCUGGUGCUCGACCUCUCCGGCCCGCUCAUCUGGUCGACGUGCCCGCCCAAGCACCCGAGCUUCGAGUGCCACCACCACGUGUGCGCGCACGCGCACAGCUACCACCCGCCGGGCUGCCCGCGCACGGGCCACGGCGUCGCCGACGACGACGACCCGUUCCGCUGCAAGUGCACGGCGCACCCCUACAACCCCAUCGCGCGCAAGUCCGGCUCCGGCGACCUCACGCGCGUCACCGUCACCGCCAACGACACCGACGGCACGAACCCGCUCCGCCCGGUCUCCUUCCCCGCCGUCGCCGCCUGCGCGCCGCACUCCCUGCUCGCCAAGCUCCCGGCCGGCGCCGUCGGCGUCGCGGGGCUCGCACGCUCCAGGGUGUCCCUUCCCGCGCAGGCCGCGCGCGCCCAGAAGGUCGCCAACAAGUUCGCGCUCUGCCUCCCGAGCGGCGGCCAGGGCGUCGCCAUCUUCGGCGGGGGCCCGCUCUUCCUCCUCCCGCCGGGGCGCCAGGACGUCACGACGACGCUGGCCGGAACCACCCCGCUCCGCAGGAACCCUGGGCACCCCGGCUACUUCAUCUCGGCCAAGGGCAUCGCCGUGAACCAAGAGAAGGUGCAGCAGGGGCCGCUCGUCGUCGGCCUGAGCUCGAGGAUCCCGUACACGGAGCUCCGGUCCGACGUGUACGGCCCGGUCGUGAAAGCGUUCGACAAGGCCACGGCGGAGAGGAAGCGCGUCACGCCGCCGGUGCCGCCGUUCGAGCUCUGCUACGACUCGAGGGAGCUGGGGUCGACGCGGCUCGGCUACGCCGUGCCGCAGGUGGAUCUGAUGCUGGAGAGCGGCGCCACCUGGAUGUUGUUCGGGGCCAACUCCAUGGUGCAGGUCAACGACAACACGGCCUGCUUCGGUUUCGUCAAGAUGGCGAAGGAGGAGAAGGGGGCGCCGGCGGUGGUGAUCGGAGGGUUCCAGAUGGAGAACAACCUGCUGGUGUUCGACGAGGAGAAGAAGCAGCUCGGCUUCAGUAGCCUGCUCUUCGGGAGGCAGACGACGUGCAGCAACUUCAACUUCACUCUCGGUGCCUAGAGCGUUCUACUUGUUCAUGUGUGGCAGUUUGUACCAGUGUGUUCAAUUUUUGCGUUGAUUUUGUCAGCUUGUUCUUUUGUGUUAAAACAUUCGUUAAAUAAUGAAAGAGGGAUUGUUGAGAGCA